GCGCAGAAAGACUGCAGUCGUCCUAGAGGAAGUGGGCUCUAAAUCUUGCGCAGGCGCAUUAGGUCCUGGUCGCUAUGAGGGUUCUUGUGGGUGGCGGAACAGGCUUCAUUGGGACAGCCCUAACCCAGCUGCUGAAGGCCAGGGGCCACAAAGUGACGUUGGUCUCCCGAAAGCCAGGGCCCGGUCGGAUCACGUGGGAUGAGCUGGCUACGUCGGGGCUGCCCCGCUGCGAUGCCGCCGUCAAUCUGGCGGGAGAGAACAUCCUCAACCCUCUCCGCAGGUGGAAUGAAGCCUUCCAAAAAGAGGUUCUCAGCAGCCGCGUGGAGACCACCCAAAUGCUGGCUAGAGCCAUUGCCAAGGCCCCACAAUCCCCCCAGGCCUGGGUCUUAGUCACAGGUGUAGCUUACUACCAGCCCAGCCUGACUGCCGAGUACGAUGAGGACAGCCCAGGAGGGAAUUUUGACUUUUUCUCCAAACUUGUAACCAAAUGGGAAGCUGCAGCGAGGCUUCCUGGAGAUUCUACACGCCAAGUGGUGGUGCGCUCCGGGGUUGUGCUGGGCCGUGGAGGCGGUGCCAUUGGUCACAUGCUGCUGCCCUUCCGCCUGGGCCUGGGGGGCCCCAUCGGCUCAGGCCACCAGUUCUUCCCCUGGAUUCACAUCAGAGACUUGGCGGGAAUCCUAGCCCACGCCCUUGAAGCAAGCCACGUGCAAGGGGUCCUGAACGGAGUGGCUCCAGCCUCCUCCACUACCAACGCUGAGUUUGCCCGGGCCUUGGGCGCAGCCCUGGGCCGCCCAGCCUUCAUCCCUCUCCCCAGCACUGUGGUACAAGCUGUCUUUGGGCGAGAACGUGCCGUCAUGCUGCUGGAGGGCCAGAAGGUGGUCCCAAGGCGGACACUGGCUGCUGGCUACCAGUAUUCCUUCCCAGAGCUGGGGGCCGCCUUGAAGGAAGUCAUAGCCUAGGUGGGGGAGGCUCAAGGAAGGGCCUGAGGCCUGUCCCUCAGCGGGGGCUUCCUAAAGAGAAACUAUGAGCUCAGGUUCUCCUCUGCUUGAAACCUGAAACCAUCUGGUUCUUAGGGAGUCCGCUUUCUCAUUGUCCUGUUGCCUCACCUUAUUUAACUGAGAGACUGUCCGCUGUUUCAAGGUUGCAGUCUCAUCAAGUUGGGACCUUAACCUCUUCAACUGCUCCUAAAUAAAUUCCCAAGUUAGGUUUCCCUGCAUGUCCUGUUCCUGGCCCAUUUCUCCUUUUUGCUGUGUAGAGAAUGUUCCGCAGUUUAGGCAAUAAAUUAUCUCACUAGCUUCAGCUCAUCUCUUUGGCCUGGGUUCUGAAAUUUAUUUCAAGGAGUGCCAUCCUAGAAGACCCUUUACUUUACAUGGGGUUUUGAAAGUUAUAAUGUGCAACAUCUCCCUUCUUGGUCCCGCCAUUGCCAAAAGAGCUGGCAACGAAUUUGAGGCACGAGGUUAUGACAAAGGUAGAGGCAAGAAGAAUGGUGAUCCAUUUCCAGUGGGCUCUGUGGUCACCCUGCAUACUUGUUUCACGCAGUGCCAUUAGGAUGCCAGCAGAGGAAGGGACAAGGUCCAAGUCCAGGACAGCCUUCAGUCUGUCACUGAACAGCAGUGAACUGAUAAAGCAAUC
Molecule: messenger RNA, 1632 nt
Organism: Physeter macrocephalus (sperm whale)
Lineage: Eukaryota; Metazoa; Chordata; Mammalia; Artiodactyla; Physeteridae
Gene: SDR39U1
Product: short chain dehydrogenase/reductase family 39U member 1
Exons: 6
Coding region: 75-959 (294 amino acids)
Source: RefSeq, a predicted model, not a curated record